UGUUUCUAGUAACAGUUAACAGCACUAGUCACUAAAAGAAAAUGCAAUCCUCAACGUGGUUCACUUGACUUCAUGAAAAUGGGCCAGAGGAGUAGCGCAACAGAUGGCCAAAUCGCAGAGCCAUUAGCUUUUAGCGGGCACUAUCUGUGACACUUGCUAAUGGCUUUGUCAAUCAGCCAAGGGACUUAUGUGGGAUCAGUCCUUGGUCAUGUUAAUUUGCUGCUCGCGAGGGCAGUUCCUCUGCGGAAGGCGUCGAAGCAGGAAGCCAAUGGAAUGGCCGCGAACUCCAGCAGCGAUGAAUUCGACUUCAGCAAGUGGGACUUCCCGGCCGAACGCAUCUGGCUGCACAAGUCCAACGGGGAGAUCACUUGGAAGAUCUGCACUUUUGUGCCACUGAUUGCCUUUGGGCUGUAUGGAAACUUCACCAUGGUCUAUCUGAUAGCCGCCAACCGCUCCCUGAGGUCGCCCACCAACCUGAUCAUCGCCAACAUGGCCGUGGCUGACCUGCUGACCCUGGCCAUUUGUCCGGCGAUGUUUAUGGUCAACGACUUCUAUCAGAACUACCAGUUGGGCUGCGUGGGCUGCAAGCUGGAGGGUUUCCUCGUGGUGGUUUUCCUCAUCGCAGCUGUGCUCAAUCUCUCGGUGGUCAGCUACGAUCGGCUGACCGCCAUCGUACUGCCAAUGGAGACGCGUCUGACUGUGAGGGGAGUCCAAAUCGUGGUCGUUUGCACCUGGGUUUUGGGUAUCCUGUUAGCAUCACCGUUGGCCUUGUAUCGAGUUUACCGAGUGCGGAUCUGGAAGAACUUCACGGAGCGUUAUUGCAAGGAGAACACCUCCGUGCUGCCCAAAUACUGGUAUGUGCUCAUCACCAUUCUGGUUUGGUUGCCACUGGGCAUUAUGCUCAUCUGCUACAUAGCCAUAUUUUACAAGCUUGAUCGGUACGAAAAACGAGUGCUAAGUCGCGAGAAUCCCCUUUCAGUCAGCUAUAAACGUAGCGUGGCGAAAACCCUUUUUAUUGUGGUCGUUGUGUUUGCAGUUCUCCGGCUGCCAUUUACAAUCCUAGUGGUUCUGCGGGAGAAAUACUUCGACGAGGAUGUCUCUGUUAGCUCUGGAAUGCAACUCUUUUGGUACAUCUCACAGUACCUAAUGUUUCUCAAUGCCGCCGUCAAUCCGCUGAUCUAUGGAUUCAACAAUGAAAACUUUAGGCGGGCCUACUAUCAAAUCUCCUGGGUUCGCCGGUGGAAAGACGCAGCUAAGAUGAAGAAGCGAUCUGUGACAUCGAAGCAUUGCUGCUACUGUGCCUUCAUGAAGAAGGGCAAGCGGAAAACCGAGGAGCCACAGCAGCCAGGGAACGUGGAACGGGACAUGAGCAAUGAUAUGUCCACAGAGGAACCGACAGCCAAGUCAACUGAGAGAAUUCAAGAUGAUCUGGAUUAUUCAGUUGCGUCAGGAAUUGAAGCAGAUGGGUUUAUAUAA
This is a messenger RNA of Drosophila takahashii, 1476 nucleotides long. RefSeq names its product allatostatin-A receptor. The record is from RefSeq and is a predicted model, not a curated record. Gene Ontology annotation, cellular component: neuron projection; plasma membrane. Gene Ontology annotation, biological process: G protein-coupled receptor signaling pathway. NCBI's taxonomy places the organism in Eukaryota, Metazoa, Arthropoda, Insecta, Diptera, Drosophilidae. Gene Ontology annotation, molecular function: neuropeptide receptor activity; neuropeptide binding.